CGCGCCGCCAUGCCCGGCGCGGGGUGCCUCCCGGCGGCCGAGCUCGCCGCGCUGUCCAGGGUCUGCCGCGACGGGGCCGCGGCGGCGCGGCUCAAGACGGGGUCCCUGCUCGCCAUCCUCAUCGCCAGCGCCGUCGGCGUCUGCCUCCCCGUCGCGCUCACCAGGGCCUUCAAGGGCCGCGACGGCUACGCGCGGGGGCUCCUCCUCGUCAAGUGCUACGCGGCGGGGGUCAUCCUCUCCACCUCCCUCGUCCACGUCCUCCCCGACGCCUACGCCGCGCUCGCCGACUGCGCCGUCGCGUCGCGCAGGCCCUGGAGGGACUUCCCCUUCGCGGGGCUCCUCUGCCUCGUCGGCGCGCUGCUCGCCCUCCUCGUCGACCUCUCCGCCUCGUCCCACCUCGAAGCCCACGGCCACGUCCCGCCGCAGGAGGAGGAACAGCGCACCCCCUACGCCCCAAUCCCCACCACCAAGAAGGCCCCCGUCUUCGAGCUCGCCGGCGAAAUGAGCCCCAGGAAACGCGCCUUCCUCGACGACGACGACCACGACCCUGCACCGCGCGCCGACAGUCGUACGGAAGACCGGGACGACGUGGCGCUCUUCGGGGCCAAGAAGGGCGCCCGUUUGGUCCGCAGCGACGAGCCCGUGGUGGUGGUCCCUAGUACUGUCGGAUGCCAUGGCGGCGGGCAUGAGGUGGUGGAGGUGGGGGAAGGGGAGGAGGAGGAGGCUAGGAAGAAGCAGAAGAUGGUCUCCAAGGUGCUGGAGAUUGGGAUUGUGUUCCACUCCGUCAUCAUCGGGGUCACCUUGGGGAUGUCGCAAGACGUCUGCGCCAUCCGUCCGCUCGUCGUCGCGCUCUCCUUCCACCAGGUCUUCGAGGGGAUGGGCCUCGGCGGAUGCAUUGCGCAGGCAGGUUUCGGGGUGGCAACAGUGGGUUACAUGUGCUUAAUGUUCUCAGUGACAACACCACUGGGAAUACUUCUUGGAAUGGCAGUCUUCCAUAUGACUGGCUAUGAUGAUAGCAGUCCAAACGCCCUGAUAAUUGAAGGCCUUCUUGGUUCACUUUCUGCUGGAAUCCUUGUUUACAUGGCACUGGUUGAUCUUAUUUCUCUCGAUUUCUUCCAUAACAAGAUGAUGACAUCAUCUCUAAAACUGAAGAAGGCCUCUUACAUUGCAUUGGUGCUCGGAUCUGCUUCUAUGUCUAUUUUAGCUCUCUGGGCAUAGGUCAUAGUGAAAUGUGUAGAGGAACCAUUCUCAGAUUCCAAUAUGGUGUAUUGCAGUUCCGAGGAAUGCAUAUCUGUGGACUCGUACUCCCUUCAUGUAAAUUUGAAAUGACACAUUAUGGGGAACUUGAAAUCCACAGCGUUCUACUUUGCAGCCUA
Lolium rigidum is the source of this 1376-nucleotide messenger RNA. RefSeq names its product zinc transporter 6-like. Gene Ontology annotation, molecular function: zinc ion transmembrane transporter activity. Gene Ontology annotation, cellular component: plasma membrane. Gene Ontology annotation, biological process: zinc ion transmembrane transport. Lineage: Eukaryota; Viridiplantae; Streptophyta; Magnoliopsida; Poales; Poaceae. The record is from RefSeq and is a predicted model, not a curated record. The transcript has 2 exons. Bases 10 to 1218 code for a protein of 402 amino acids.